Schistosoma bovis is the source of this 2809-nucleotide messenger RNA. The record is from the annotation of a GenBank genome assembly. Lineage: Eukaryota; Metazoa; Platyhelminthes; Trematoda; Strigeidida; Schistosomatidae.
UUGUAAUUUUUCAGGUUUAUUAAUGAAUUCACCCAAGGGACCAAUAUUUUCAGAUGACUUUUCGUAAAAUGGUCCCAUGUUUCAUUCGUUCUUAUCAAGAUACCAUACAUGAACUUAACAAGUCUAUUAAGCUGUCGAAUUACUUAACACCGUCAAAUCCAAGGAUUUUGAAAGAACAAAGGUAUGGGUUGUCCGCUGUUUAUUGCUCUGCUGUUGGAAUUGAAGAUCAGCAACUACGUGACUUACAUGUUAUACAUGUUACAGGGUCUAAAGGCAAAGGCUCAGUUUGUUCAAUGAUUGAAAACGUCUUACAGAAAUCCGGAUUUCGCACUGGGUUUUUAAGCUCUCCUCACCUCAUAAACGUUGAGGAAAGAAUACGGAUAAACGGACGGCCCAUAUCCCGUGAUCACUUUGCUAGUUUAUUUUGGGAUGUGCAUGGAACACUUCUUGAGUUUACAAAAACCUCAAUUAAUAUACCUAUGCCAUCAUUUCUUCAUUACAUUUUUGUGAUGGCUUGUAAAGCAUUUGUUGAUGAGAAAGUAGAUGUCGGGAUUUUCGAAGUUGGUAUUGGUGGACGUUAUGAUCAUACAAAUAUUUUCAAAGAUCCUUACGUAACUGUUGUCACAAGUUUGGCACUGGAGCAUACAAAUAUUUUAGGCAAUACCAUUGCUGAAAUAGCUUGGGCUAAAGCAGGGAUUUUUAAGACUGGUUCUAUAGCAUUAGUCAGUCAUGGGCAAUCAGAAGAAGCAAUGCAUAAAUUUGUUGAAGAAGCUGAACUUGUUAAAUGUCCAUUGUAUGUUGCACCUACGUUAGAUUCACUAUUGACUACAGAGAAUAUGACUGAGUCGUUUAAAGAUAUUUUUGACAAUAUGAAUACCAUACCUAAUAGUCAAUUAUUAAAUCUUGCUUUAAGUUUAACUACAAUAAAUUAUUGGUUUGCUAAAUUACAUGGAACUACUAAUAAUGAUAACGUUACAAAUAUUGGUUUACAGCCGACAUCUGAAUGGAAACCGAGUUCAACUGUUUUAUUUAAUGCGUUAUCCGCCCGAUGGCCUGGUCGAUGGCAAAUUGUAAUUCGAAAAAAUAUAACUUAUUAUCUGGAUGGUGCACAUACUGUAGAAAGUUUACAAUCUGCAAUAAAAUGGUUUCAGAAUGAGAGCUUUGCUUCGAAUAAUAACAGACGUCCUAUACGAAUUAUUAUUUUCACUGUAAUUGGUCCACGAGAUCCUGAGCCAUUUUUAAAAUGUUUACAAUCUUCCUCAUUCGCAUUCGAUUUGGUUGUUUUUGCCAAUCCUCACGAUGGUCAAUUUGAAAUUCUUCCCAGUAAAGAGUCGCAUGAUGAAUUAUGCUUCAAUAUAUGGCGUCAACUCGAAUCGGAAUCGAACACCGGUAGUAAUUCUACAUCACAUUCAAUUGCUUCAAAGCAUGUCAAAUCUUUAUCUGCUUUUAUAAAGUGGAUGCAAAACUUGCAGCGUUUUUCUCUUCAGGCUUUGAAAUAUUUUCCGUGUGAAUAUAUUAAUUAUGAUGAAGCCGAUAAUACAACUUGCUGUGAUGUUUUUGUCACUGGCAGUCUAUAUAUGGUUGGUCGGAUAUUAAAGGAAAUAGAUGAACCUGUAUAAAGGAUACAAUUGAUAUUCUCAACUCAAAUUCUGUAGAUCUCCCAUCUGUAAAAUAAUGACGCGUUUCUAGAUUCCUGCAUGUUUAGUGAAAUUAUCAUUGGAAACUGUAAAUAUUAUGUACAUAGAUAAUCAUCGAUUUUUUAAAUUUUACAUACGUAUAUUUAAGAUGAUGUGAUCUGUUUCUGAUGAGUAACUGCAAAUUAAACUUGAACACGGACAAGGAUAAUCAUCCCUUCCUAAUAUCCAGAUAAAGUACAAUGUCUAACAUUCUUCUUCUCAUUUAGUAGGCGUGACACACAUUAAAGCAUUAUUUCCUACCGAGAAUUCCAUUUCAAAAAUUUAAAACUACGUAUGUCUUCUAUAAAUACGCUGCUGCAGCACAUCCCAACUUACCAGAUGAGGAAAGCAAACAAAGUGAUAGAGCUUUAAGUGGAAUCAUUAAAGAUUAUGGCAUGAAGUGCAGCUUUCACUCACCAAGUAAAUGGAAAAGGGUUAGAUAUUGGACACAGACUGAACGUUGAAAGGGAGAUACUCUACAAAUUUGUGCAUGUUUGUCGAUUCGUUGUCUACAUGACCGUAGCCUUCAAGAAGAAAGAUCUAUGCACCUGGAAGAGUUACAUUCAGUUUCUCUGUCCAUUUUCGUUCAUAGUCCGGUCACCCCAUAUGGCGUUUUGUUAUGGACUUUCAUUGUCAACCCCUUUAUGUAUCUCUGCCUUGUUCUAUUCUGAGUCGCAUACUCAUCUUUCUUCAUUCACAUGUUCUUAUAAUCAUAAUAAUUCUCUUUAUACUCUUGUAACGUGUUGUAUCCAUGUGACUUCGUUGUUAUGUUGAUCACCACAACAUAACAAUUCUCGUAUGGUUUACUGUCCAUAUAAUUCACUUUUUCCCAGCUUGAUUAUAAUUUCCUACCCCUUAGGCAACUUUUCUAGCCUACGAUUGGCUUGUUUUAAUGUGUUUAUCCUGUUAAAGGUUUUCAUCCUACAAUACUUAAUUCAACCACAAGCAAAUACAUUUAUCAUAAACUUAUAUCUGUUGAGCCUGAUGAUCAACUUAUUGUAAAUGAUCGUUCCCUAAAUACUCGGUUUUACUGCCGGACUCUAUUUAUGCUGUUACGUUAAUUGUGAUUGUUUUAUGUGCCUAGGUUGAACUGAUCAGUAAAUAUAUGCUUAUCUGGUGGUAGAUGGUCCACG